This is a messenger RNA of Cervus elaphus (red deer), 1660 nucleotides long. It is a transcript of the gene NCCRP1, whose product is annotated as NCCRP1, F-box associated domain containing. Gene Ontology annotation, cellular component: SCF ubiquitin ligase complex; cytoplasm. The transcript is spliced from 6 exons. Gene Ontology annotation, biological process: glycoprotein catabolic process; SCF-dependent proteasomal ubiquitin-dependent protein catabolic process. The record is from RefSeq and is a predicted model, not a curated record. Lineage: Eukaryota; Metazoa; Chordata; Mammalia; Artiodactyla; Cervidae. Gene Ontology annotation, molecular function: ubiquitin protein ligase activity. The coding region runs from base 181 to 963 and encodes 260 amino acids.
AGAAGGAGGGGCUGGGACCUGGGCUCCCGAGCCCGAGGGAGGAGGGCCUGGGGACCCGGAUCCUUCCCCCAACACACCCCUCUACUUAAAGGCCAGCCGAGGCGCUCCGCCCUCUCCCGCCCCGGGUUCACCCCGAACCCUGCGGAGGAGCCGGGACAGUCAGUCACCCAGACCCGAGCGAUGGAGGAGGUGCGGGAAGGACCGGAGCUCGGCGGCGGGAUCGAGGAACCCGCGAGCCCCCAGGAGCCGGCGUCGCCGCCCCCGCCCCCGUCGCCGCCUUCGCCCGCGGCCCCCGAGACCCCCGGGCUCCCCGCGCCCGAGUCGCCAACCGAGGCCCACGCGCGGCAGCUGCUGCUGCAGGAGUGGGCGCCGCCGAGGGGGAGUCUGGAGCUGCCCCCGCGCCUCACCUGGAAGCUGCUGUUCCUGCGGCGGCCGCUCUACCGCAACCUGCUGCGCUCGCCCAACCCCGAAGGCAUCAACAUUUAUGAGCCAGCUCCCCCUACCGGUCCCACCCAGCAACCCCUGGAGGCUCUGGGCAAUUUCCGCGGCUGGCACAUCAGGACUGAGAAACUCCAACAGAACCUCAGCUGGACGGUGAAGCAGCAGUGCGUGGACCUUCUGGCCGAGGGCUUGUGGGAGGAGCUCCUGGACGAUGAGCAGCCGCGUAUCACGGUCAUGGACUGGUUCGAGGACAGCCGACUGGACGCGUGUGUGUAUGAGCUGCACGUCUGGCUGCUGGCCGCUGACCGCAGCACAGUCAUCGCCCAGCACCACGUGGCCCCCCGCACCUCUGGGAGAGGCCCUCCCGGCCACUGGGUCCAGGUGUCCCACGUAUUCCGCCAGUACGGCCCCGGCGUCCGCUUUGUCCACUUCCUGCACAAGACCAAGAACCGGAUGGAGCGUGGUGGGCUGCGGCGGACUAGGGUGACCGACUCUUCUGUGUCCGUGCAAUUCCGGGAGUGAUUGGCUGACCCUGGGUCCCUCCUGACCUCUUAUAUGAUGAUACAAGAUACCAACCCCUCAGCAACUUCUUAUUCCCUUAUCACUUCUGAUAUCUUAGCAUCUCUCUGAUCCCCUAGCAGCUCCUGAAGCCUUAGAAGUCCCUAACCCUUAGUACCUCCUGACCCUGAGGCUCCACCAUGUUCCCUGAGCAUCCCCCUUCCCCCUUUAUACCCUCCUGUCCCCUUGGCUGCUCCUGGAUCACAUACUACCUCCUAUGCCCUGUAAUCCUGCCUGGCCCCUGGCUUCUCAGUUGCAUCUUCACACAUCUUUGAAUGUCUGUCUUGCUGGCAUCUUUGCUGCACUCUGCAUGAGGGCAGUGGCCACUUCUUCCUGAGUCAGUGCUUGACAAGAUAAUAGGGGCUCAAUAAACCUUUGUUGGCUGAAUGAAUAAAUACAUGUGCCCAAGGAAUGCUGUCUCCCUGGUGUUUGCUCCUUAGAACUUCACCGAGUUCACGUCCCACUUGCAUGUCCUCUAAUCCUUGAUCUCCAGCGCCUCCCUUGACCUCUGAUCUCUUAUGUUCCAAAUUUAUGGCCUCAUAGCAUCUCUACUGGAGAAGGCAAUGGCAACCCACUCCAGUACUCUUGCCUGGAAAAUCCCAUGGACGGAGGAGCCUGGUGGGCUGCAGUCCAUGGGGUUGCUAAGAGUCGGAUACGACUG